AGCACCAGCACCAGCACCAGCACCAACUUCAGCAUCAACAACAAGAUGGGGCGGAACGCAAGGAAGGAAAUGAGGCGUACCGGAAGGCACUCAAGAGUUUUGUUGAUUCGCUCAAAGUCGCCGAUCCGAUCAAGACUCCUCACAAAUUUGCUCCGCAGCCUCUCCCGAUCCUGUGGAACGAACCCAAGAUCCGAUCGAGGGCAUUACCGUCGUUUAAUCUGUCGGACUACAAAGAACAGGUCAAGGCGAUAUUGCCGACGUUGCCUGCAAAGACUCUGCCGAGCGGUGGAAAUGGUAGUGGUGGGGUGAAUCGGUUCCAGAAUACGCGCGAUUCAUUGUUGUCGUCGUUGUCGUCCUCGCCUACGAAUACUCAUUCGAAUCCGAAUUCUGCACAUUCCUCUCCACUCUCUUCGAUCGCGGCUUCACCUCCAACAGCGGAUUUCAAGUCGAGCAAAGUCAUGUUGACAACGAAAACACCGGUUGCGGCGAUACAGAAGCAGGAGACGGACGAGCGCCCGAGGCGGCAGUCAACUAUCCAGAACCCGCACCUGGCAUUCGAUCCGACCAUCCCUGCAGUCGAGAGAGCAGCGCUAGAAGGGAACAGAUCGGCCAAGAGUACGCUUGAGCGUCGAUCGAACCUUCAGCAACAGUUGGCUAAAGUGAAUGCCCAGGCAGAUGAUCAUGAGGUGAACGAUAAUGGUGAUGUGGAUGAUGAUGCGCUGAAGGAAGCUGUUCGGCGGAUGACUAUGAUUGACCGUCAAGGGUCCUCAAAGGGACCUGCUGUACGUAAGCGACUCUCGCUGCAUCAAGAUUUGUUCAAUCCAGAGCAGGCGCCGAACCCCGAUGACAGGAACGAAAAUGUCCAGCCAAAACCACAGCAACAGCAACAGCAGCAACGACAGGAGGCAGAUCAGCAGGACGACGAACCACCUCGACCACAACAGAACGAUGAUCCAAUGGGCCGUCGUGCAUCCACCCGACCUCUUUCGGCCAAUAUCCUCCCAGAAUCCCUUACCAGCGUGAACAACCAUGCGAUGCACCAGGAAUCUGCCCGGAUCGAAAGAGCAAGACGGCUCUCAGAGGAGGAAGACGGUACCUCUACAGCAGCAGGAAGAGCAUCUUUGAAACUCCCUGAGACGCAAUCUCUGGGACGUGCGACCGGAACCCGGUACGGCCGUUCUGGAAGCAGCAGCUCUACGGCUUCAGGAACGAUGCAGAGCCCGACGACGCCCACGACUACGAAUCCGUAUGGAACCCUGAGUGGACGGACACCACGUCAGCAGGGAAGUUCGCAGAGACACAGUCUGACGGGGUUGAGUAGCGUGCUGUACACGAAGCCUUCGUUGCCGACGGAGGAUCCACAGCAGCCCCUUGAGAGUCAAUCGCCUGUGCAGCUGCCGGCGUUGUCAAAGUUGCAGCAAUCACCUACGACGACGACAGCGACGUUAUCGAGGAGCGAGUCGCGAGCGUCGCCAUCUUUGAGACGGCCAGGAUAUGGAUCGCAGGAGAUGGAGUUCCAGAAACAACCGGCAGCAGUUACUAAUUCACCUUCGCCUGUGGAUCGUGAUGAUGAGGAGUUCUAUCGUACUCCGGAGAGGGAGGAGCAUCAAUAUCAGCAACAGACACCUCGUGCCUCUGCGGUGUAUACUCGUCAGCAGGCUGCAGUAGAUCGUGAUCGGGAGACACCAGAGUGGAAUGAUGAUGAGGACAGGCCGCAGCCACUGCGAUACCAACCUCAGCAGCAGCAGCAGCAGCCAAGGACGUUGAGAGAGCCAGGAUUGGUUCGUAAGUCGUCAUCUUCCGAGCUGCAAAAGGAACAGCACAACCUGCAGAGACUCCGGAUCCAGCAGCAGGCGCGCGAAGAGGUGUAUGGUCGGGGGUAUGGAAACGGGUAUGCGGAUGAAGUCGAAUUUGCGGAUGAGUAUCAAGGCCGGUUUGGUAGUGGUGGCGGUGGUAGUGCUGGUAGUAGGCAACGAAACUCGCAGAUCUCGCCAACGAGGGAUUUCUUUACGCCGAACACGACGCCUACGAACGCGACGGUCGCAAGACCAGGUUCGGGACACUUUAGGGCAUCGCCACCGAUAUCUGCACCUGUGCCUAUGCCUCUGCCUAUGUCCAUGGUCAUGCCGGUGUCUGCGGGCUCGGCGACGCCAUCGCGUUACUCGGAUCAUUAUCGAAGACAGAGUAAGGAUGGACAUAGUUUGAUGCCUCCACCAAAGAUCUCGCCGCCCCUAACAGCGACGACAACGACGACAGGCAGGAUAGUCGCUACGCCUGCAGGAACGUUCAAUGCUGGACCGGCGCGGAGAUCGUUCUCGGCGAUUCCGGGAUCGAAUGGAUCGCGUCGUCUGUCAACCAGCGCUAAUGUUGGUAUCCCUUCGUCCUCAUCCUCGGUUGGAUAUGGAUCUGCGUUACCGUCGGCGAUUGGGGCAGGAUAUGGUGCAGGCGGAGUCAACGGAUCGAUGCAUGGACGCUCUGCGUCUUCGGGAUCAGCGGUCGGAGGCUAUGUGGGCGGCCAGCAUCAGCGGAUGAGUAUGUACUCGACCAAUUCCGUCACUACGGGUAUUCCAGCGACUGCAGGAAUGACAGCAUCGGAACGACGGGCGAUGUCGAUCUCGGACGGCAGCAUGUCCGGGAUCGUUCCCGCAUCGCCCAGACGGUCGUUGACAACGAUGGGCGGCGGCAUUGGUGGUAAUAGUAUUUACAAUAAGCGCGGAUCUGGAUCCAGUAUAUCUGGAUCUUUCGCACCACCACCGUCAUCGGGGGGUCUUUCCCGCGGCUCUGCAUCCUCCUCCUCAUCCUCCUCGCCCGAAUACGCACGUGUGUUCGCACCCCCACGCGGCGGAGUGAAUGCGGUAGGGGCCAGCAAUAAUAGCAGCAGCAGCAACGGCGGGCAUCUCGGCUACGGCGGUCCCGGAAUCAGGACAUCACAACAACAACAGCACCUUCAGGAUCAUGAUGCCUACAAUUCAUAUGGCUACAACACAAGGUCGGACGCGUCAAUACGUCAGUCUUUGCUGGUCCCUGGGGGUAUAGUUCCGUUAGGUCACCGGAACAGCGGCAGCAGUAGCACCGGUAGCAUCACGCCCCGUGGUAGUUUCAGCGGCGCGUCGUCGUCUGUAUCGUCGGCUUCGCAUCUUCGAAGGGCCACGUCCGUGCACGUGAAUGGCGCGCCUUCGGUCGGCGGUGGAGGCGGAACUGGGAGCUUGGGACGGAGUAGUGGGAUGAUGGCGCAUCGACAGCAUUACCAACAGCAACAGCAGCAGCCCCUGCAGCAGCAACAACAGCAGGGACAUGGAGGAGGAGGAGUAGGAGGAGGAGGACAGUAUCAGAGUCCGUAUCAUCAGUACCAGCAACCACCACCACAGCAUCAGCAGUACCAGCGCACAUCGAUGUAUGCGUAUCAUUGAAAAUGAUUCUGUAUUGAUAUAGAAAAAAGAAAAAUGCAGAAACGCGUUUUGUAGAGAAAGAAAUCAAAUGAACUACUUCCUUUGUCAAAAGAACCAUAAAAUGAUGAUCAUUCAUUUUGAAUAUGUUGAGUAAUAAAAGUCGAAAAGAAAC
Gamsiella multidivaricata is the source of this 3561-nucleotide messenger RNA. RefSeq lists its product as uncharacterized. The record is from RefSeq and is a predicted model, not a curated record. The coding region runs from base 459 to 3410 and encodes 983 amino acids. Lineage: Eukaryota; Fungi; Mortierellomycota; Mortierellomycetes; Mortierellales; Mortierellaceae. The transcript has 2 exons.